AUGAAUAAGACUCUCUUACUCAACGGUCAUCAACCGAUGAUUUAGUCAGACAAGCAGUCUACUAAGAAAUAAUUACUCCAUAAUGCAGCAGUAUUCUCGCUUGGAUUUGCAAUGCAUUAUGUAUGGAGCUCGUAGAAUUAAACUACUUGCUUAGAUGGAGUCGAAGAUAAUCAGUCACUCUGGCUUGAAGAACCCAGGAAUAAUUUUGAAUGGAAAAAUACAACAGAUCUUUACUGGGGUUAAACUAGCAGCUUUAUUGAUAUUUCUUCAUCUCCUAGUGGAGAACUUUAUGGAAUCUAGCAAUAUGAAGAUGAUAAAUACAUUUUCAGAUAUGGAUUCAAGUUUAACUUUGUUAAGGGAGAUUGGUAAUUAUUUGAUGACGUCUUCUAACCUAAAGAUAUUAAGUUCGAUAAGCUUGGAAACUUCUACGCUCUCGAUAAAAAUAACUAAUUGUAUGCUCAAAAUUCAAAGACCAAGGUCAUACUUAAGAAUAUUAAGGACUUUGAGGUUACUGGUUAAGGUAAAAUAUAUGCUAUCUCAGAAACCAUAACCAAAUCAAAUCCUUAAUAAUUGCUAAACACCUGGAUUCAAGGUGAUGGCUACCAGUACAAGCUAUUUUCUCCUACUCAAUUCUCAAAAUUAGCAUUAAAAGAUGAGGUUCCUAUCUACGUAGAUGCUCAAGGUAAUACAAUCGGCUACGGAUAACAAUGCGUGAAAGAUAUAACUGUGGGUGUUGAUGGUAGCAUCUGGGCUCUUAGCUGUGUCAAAGAUAAAUUAUCAGAUAACUUUUAACUUAUAAGGUGGGAUCCAAAUGCACUUUAAUGGUAUAGCAUCAAGUCUAUUUAUGGAAUCAAGAUAGCUGCUUAUAAUGAGGUAUCCAUUUCUGUGCUCGAUUGUUUCGGAAGAAUCAUGUUUUCCUCAGAUAAGAGCAAAAAUAAUCAAUUCGACUAUAUUAAGUAAUAGCUAAGCCCCUAACUUUUAGCUGACUCUAAAAUCUUGAACUAGACCAACUUGCCGUUUGUUUAAAGCCUCAUUGAUAAAGAAUACUCAAUCUCUACUCUUUGCUACAGAGGAACCGAGAAUGGUUUUACAUCUCAAAAUUUCCAUUAAAAAUGUGAUUAUAAAGGACCCACUUUGACAAUAAUUAAAACAGCAACUGGGAGAGUUGCUGGAGGAUAUACUUCCUAACCUUGGAAAUCAGCUAGCAGAUGGGUUACUGAUAAGGAAGCUUUCAUAUUUUCAGCUGAAAUUUAAGUUAAAUUUCCUGCUAAAGGUCCUAACGCCAUCAAUGAUAAUUACGAUAAUGGCCCCACUUUUGGAGAUGGCUAUGAUUUAUAUGUUGCAACUAACUCAAAUGCAAGUUCAAAAAGCUUUACCGAUUUGGGAAAAGCUUAUGAUCUACCUUCUGGAAUGGAAUAUCAAAGCUCUGAAGCCAGAAGUUAUCUUUUUGGUAAUAUGAACUUCAAAACUUCUGAAGUUGAAGUUUAUUACCUUCAAUGA
This is a messenger RNA of Stylonychia lemnae, 1500 nucleotides long. Lineage: Eukaryota; Ciliophora; Spirotrichea; Sporadotrichida; Oxytrichidae. The record is from the annotation of a GenBank genome assembly.